AACCAUAUUAUUGGCAAGAAGAAGAUUGCCACUAAGCAUGUGGUGGGCAAGGAUUUGACAGCAGCAGCAGCAACAACAACAACGGAUUGGAAAAGAGAAAACGUUGCUGCAACAAGCAACAACAAGUUAAAAGUUAACAGCAGCAGCAGCAGCAACAACAACAACACUGCCAAUAGCAACCUUAGCAGCAGCUGCAGCAGCAACAACAACAGUUUAAAAAUGUCUAAAAUGGCUGCCAGCAAACUAACCGGCCAAAACGAAGCAGCAGCAGCAACUGCGUCCGCAUUCGUUACGGCUGGCACCACCACCACCACAACACCAACAGCAACACCCACAGUCACGCCAGCGCCCGCCACAACAGCAACUGCAACAACAUGCGAAACGGCGACAAUCAAAACGUCCGACGCAGUAUCAAUUGCAGCAGCGACUGCAGGUGCUGCGGCGAAAUUUCGAGCUGCAGUUGCCUCAGCGCCCACAGCAACGUUCUCGCCAGGCACCAGCACCGGCUCCAAGAAAACGCGAGCUGCUUACGCUGCGCUCAAACGUCAAGUGGCCUUGCAGCAGCAGCAGCUUAAAGCCGCGCCCACUGCCGCUGGAGUCGGUCUACCCCAAGUGUCACCAGCAGCAGCAGCAGCCUCAAGUAGCGCUUCAAGUGCCGCAACAGCCGUUGCAGCGUUGAAGCAAAAGCUUAAAGAGGUUGGCAGCUCAUCAUCAUCCGCGUCAUCGAACUCAUCGCCAUUGUCAUCCCAAGGCAUUGUCAAUGUAAUAUCAUCGGCAUUGCAGAACAUCAUAACAACGGAUGCGGAUGCCGCUACCGAGUUCUAUCCACAUCCGAUUACCACGGAUUUAUCCGAAUACGAAGAGGAGUCUGUCUCAGAGAUCCUAUUGGCAUUCUUGUGUUUAAGGCCAGAUCUGCUGGACGAUAUACCAGAAUCCGAUCCCGAUAGUUGCCCCAAUGAGGAGGGUGAGGUGCUGGAUGUCGAGACCGAAGAUGAAUCUGAGGAAUCUGAUGAGUCCGAAGGUGAUGACGAGGACGAUGAUGAAGAAAUUGAUGUACUGCAAGAUAACGAUGCAGAUGAUGAAGAGAUUGACGAUGAAGAUGAUGAGGAUGACGACGAUGAUGAGGAUGCGUCCGAGGUUAAAAACUUUCUGCUCGAGCCAAGCAGCAGCGGCAACAACAACAACGCCAGCAGCAGCAGCAGCAGUGGAAAGCGUCCAAGUAAUCUAAGCGCACUGCUCGAGGCCGCUGCCAAUGAGAAGGCGCCUGUGCUGCGUCAUGCCACGCAUGCAAUCGACGAGACCAAGCAGGCGCUAACCAAAAUGCGUUGUGCCAACAGUCCACGAGAUAAAAAUAGUGGCUUCUCGCGCAGUCUUGCCAGUGCGUGUGCUGAUAAUGAUGUCAAUACAGUGAAGCGUCUACUCUGCAAGGGUAAUCUCAAUGAUGCCGCUGCCUCCACAGAUGAAGGCGAGUCCUUACUGUCGAUGGCCUGCUCAGCUGGCUACUACGAACUGGCACAAGUGCUAUUGGCCAUGUCAGCAGCACAAGUUGAGGACAAGGGACAAAAGGAUUCAACCCCAUUAAUGGAAGCUGCCUCCGCUGGUCAUUUGGACAUUGUCAAGCUAUUGCUCAGUCACAAUGCGGAUGUCAACGCCCAUUGUGCCACCGGCAAUACGGCGCUAAUGUUUGCCUGUGCCGGCGGUCAUGUGGAUGUAGUCAAAGUACUGCUUAAGCAUGGCGCCAAUGUGGAGGAGCAAAACGAGAAUGGUCAUACGCCGUUAAUGGAAGCAGCAUCCGCAGGCCAUGUGGAAGUAGCCAAGGUGCUGCUUGAACAUGGCGCUGGCAUCAACACGCACUCGAAUGAGUUUAAGGAGAGCGCGCUCACCUUGGCUUGUUACAAGGGCCACUUGGAUAUGGUGCGCUUUCUGCUGCAGGCAGGCGCGGAUCAGGAGCACAAAACCGAUGAAAUGCAUACGGCCUUGAUGGAAGCAUCUAUGGAUGGGCAUGUAGAGGUUGCACGCCUGCUGCUGGACUCGGGUGCGCAAGUGAAUAUGCCAACUGAUUCGUUUGAAUCGCCGCUAACACUGGCCGCCUGUGGUGGUCAUGUGGAGUUGGCGCUGCUGCUCAUUGAGCGUGGCGCUAACAUUGAGGAGGUCAACGAUGAGGGCUAUACACCGCUGAUGGAGGCAGCGCGUGAGGGACAUGAGGAAAUGGUCGCUCUGCUGCUUUCCAAGGGAGCCAACAUCAAUGCCACCACUGAGGAAACGCAGGAGACGGCGCUUACGCUUGCCUGCUGCGGUGGUUUCAGUGAAGUGGCUGCGUUUCUCAUUAAUGGCGGCGCCAAUCUGGAACUGGGCGCUUCUACGCCGCUCAUGGAAGCCAGCCAGGAGGGUCACACCGAUCUGGUGCGUUUUCUGCUGCAGAACAAGGCCAAUGUGCAUGCGGAGACGCAAACUGGCGACACAGCGUUGACGCAUGCCUGCGAGAAUGGACACACCGAUGCCGCUGGUGUGCUGCUCUCCUAUUGCGCUGAGCUGGAGCACGAGUCCGAGGGUGGGCGCACGCCGCUCAUGAAAGCCUGUCGCGCCGGCCAUCUGUGCACCGUCAAGUUCCUCAUACAAAAAGGCGCCAAUGUCAAUAAGCAGACCACGAGCAAUGAUCACACGCCGCUGUCGUUGGCUUGCGCUGGCGGUCAUCAGUCGGUGGUGGAGCUGUUGCUUAAAAACAAUGCCGAUCCUUUUCACAAGCUCAAGGACAACAGCACAAUGCUCAUCGAAGCCUCAAAGGGCGGACAUACGCGCGUUGUCGAGCUGCUCUUUCGCUAUCCCAACAUUUCACCAACGGAAAUGGCAGCAGCUGCAGCCGUCGCCGCUACCCGAGCAACAGCCUAUGCUCAAGGCAUGGCCGAUGGGCAGGCUUCCCAGCUGCCAUCCAUCAAUCGCCUAACCGCCCCGCAGCAGCAGAAGCUGUUACAACAACUGAAUGCGCCGCCUGGACUGCACGAGUUGUCGGAAGCGACGCGCGCCAACAACCAGCAGCUAUUCCAUCAGCAGCAAUUCAGCGGUGGCAGCAACAACAAUAUCGUUGCCUUAGGCACUGGUGACUUCUUGGACGCCGGCGAGCUACAGUUGACAGCAGCUGCAGCUGGCGAUGCGGGCAUCAAUGAGGAAUAUGUAUCCGCUGUGAAUGCUGUAGGUGGUGGUGGUGCUGCUGCUGCUGGAGGCGGCGGUGGCAUAGAUCUAACCACAUUAAGUGCUCAACAGCAGGAAGGCCUCAUUGCCAAGUCGCGUUUGUUUCAUCUGCAGCCGGGCUUUGAGCAACAGCAGCAGCAACAGCAACAACAACAACAACCAGCAAUGCCUUGCAAGCACUUUGAUGUGGAUAUGGAGCACAUCAACUCACUGACACCGCCACAGAAAGCACCGCCAGCACCACCAGGUGCGCUCUUUCACACAGGUUGCCAACAACCACAGCAACAACAACAGCAGCAGCAGCCAAAACUCAAGGGUGGAGGCUUACGCAAGAAUCGUCAGCUGCUUGCCAACGAGCUCAAGAACAUGGAAUUGUCGCUUGAUGAGCAGCAAGUGCGUUCGCAGCCCUUGGGCGAGGAUGACAGCCAACAGCAGCAGCAGCAGCAACGACUUGCUGAGGAUGCACGCUUGCAAAAGCGUCGCGUUUUUGAGGCAAGCUGCGAGGCGCCCGAUCUAAAUGAUGUUACGCUGGAGCACACACACUUGGCUAAAGAGCAAAGUCAGCAAAGUGCAGCAGCUGCCAAUGAGAGUGCAACGCUUAUAACAGCACGCAACACGCCCAGUGCUGGAGCCAUUACACACUCCUCGGAGGUGUUGCAGAGCACUGCGAUAAGCGAUCGCCCCAAGGUGAAGGCUAGCAACAAAAAUCGCAAACAGGCGGCGGCGGCGGCAGCAGCAGCCGCAGCAGCAGCAGCUGCAACUCAGCAACAACAACCAGCGCAAUUGCUGCCAAUGCAGCAAAAUCAAAUGGUCUCCAUCUAUAGCAAUUUACAAUUGCAGCAGCAACAGGAGAUGCAGUUGCAGCAGCAAAUGCAGCAGACGCAACUCCAGCUGCAACAGCAUUUGCAGUUGCAUCAUCAUCAACGCGCUGCAGCAGCCGCCGCCGCAGCAGCAGCGGCAGCUAACAUUGAUUACUCCAAUUCGCCAGCCUCGCCCAUGGCCUCACCAACAGGUGCCAGUGGCAACAGCAACUUCAGCAGCGAGCAGCAACCAGCAGCGCUACCUUUGGAGCAUACUCAUGCUAUUGAAGACUUUCGCAGUCUGCUGCAAACGGCGGCAGCGAGCGAGUUGGACUCGUUGGGCUGCUUCAAUGACAAGAUGGUCAAUGCGCCGCUCAAGUUCUUGAAGGAUGGCUGGCAGAUGCAUAAUUAUUUUGGCGAGCAGCCCAAAUCGCCAACUGAGACUCCUCCCGAAAUGGAGGAGACAAUCAUGUCGCCUACCAUUGAACGUGUGGAAACGCGUGCCGAGAUGAAAAAUUUAGCCACGCUGUGUUCCGCCGCAGCGAUAGCGGCUGCAGUAACUGCCGCCUCCAAGGAGCUUGACGAGAUUGCCACAGACAUUGAGAGCGAUGAGUGUGAGCUUGAGGAGAACACACUGCCACCAGAGCCGAUUGAGCUAAUGCACGCCAUUGCCGAAGAGGAGGAGGAAGAGGAUGAUGAUGUUGAUGAUGAUGAUGAAGAUGAAGAUGAUGGCGAUGAGCAGGAGGAGCAGGAUACCGAUAGUGGGGAAAUUGAAGAUGUGCGUUGUGACGAUGAGAAUGCCGAUGGGGACGGCGAUGUUGUUUUCAUCGAUGAGGACGAUGGCAAAAGCGACGAAAGCGAGGAUAAUUACUAUUUCGAUAUUAAUACGCCCAUUGGCCAAGAGCGAAUGAACAACGAUAACAAUACCAUGCUGAAGGGCAAGGGCGCUGCGGCUGCUGCUGCAGCUGCAGCUUUGCCACCCAAGCAGCGCAAAAUGUCCGCCAGACUGGAGAACCUCAUACUAACCAAACCAGAUGUGAUGUCACAAACCCUGUGCGACUUCAGGCAGGAUCUAAACAAUCCCGAGGUGGUGCACAUGCUGCCAAUCAAGGCGGCGGCCAAUAGUGCAGCAUUAAACAAUCUGUUGCAGCAACAGCUGGCGGCAGUGCAAGCCAAGGCGGCAGCAGCAGCAGCUCAGGGCCAACUGCCCAAGGAGGAGAAGAAACCGCAUGUAUGCGAUCCCGAUGAAGAUGCACGCAAUAUAGCAGCAGUUAAUGAUCUUUAUUCUGAGUUGGAUAGCCUUGGGCCACCCGAAAAUCUGGCUGAAGCGCAACAGUAUGAUCUAACUGGCGAUGUGGAGGAUAUCUUUCAGAUCCACUAUUUUUUGCAGGAACUUGCUAGCAAUCUACAUUGCCCAGAGCUGGCCGAGUUUAGUCUGAAUCAAAUGUGCAAGGGCCGCUUCACCGGCCACUGGUCGCAAGCCUCUGGCAAAUGGAGUGGACAGGAGCAACUGCUUGCCGCAGCGGCAGCUUUAAAUGCAGGCGAUGCAGCCGCAGCAGCAGCCGCCGUCGAUGCACAACAGCGUCAAACUAAUCUUGUGCUGCUCGACUAUCCACUGCAGGCGCAGCAGACGCUGCAGCAGCGUUUACUCGAUCCCGAGGAGUUGCAGCAGAUGCAGCAAAAUGUGGCAUUGUUACCCUUUGCUGCUGCAGACGGCAAACAGCAGCAGCAGCAACAGUUGCUGCAGCUGCAGAAGCAGAAGCUGCAACAACUGCAGCAUUUGCAGCAGCAACAACAACACUCCAAUGCGCGUAUUAUCAAAGCUGUUGCAGCAGCAGCCAGUCAACAACAACAGCAGCAGCAGCAACAACAACAACAGCAGCAGCAACCAGCUACGAAUUUUGUCUAUAAUGUUGAAAGCGGAGAUAAGAAUGCAACGCCUGUGCAGCUGCUAUUUCAGUUACCCACACAAGCAACGCUGCAGCAGGAAGAGCAGGCAGUAGCAGAUCAACAACAACAGCAGCAGCAGCAACAGGAAUUGUCGCCCAACGAACAGCAGCAGCAGCAACAUCGCAUGUUUCAGAAUCGCGCUGAGCGCUUGUUGCAGCAGCAACAACAGCAGCGCCCACCUACGCAUACCGAACUGCAUCAGGUGGCACAAGAACUGCUGCUGCAACAGCAACAACAGCAGCAGCAACAACAGCAAUUGCCAACUGUUGGCUGCCCAUUGCCCAUGCCAUUGCAAGAGCAAAUGCUGUUGCAUCCGCCAGCGCAUCACAUGCAGACACCAGCCUGCGUGCAACAUCAGGUGUCUACGCAGACUCAUUUGGCAGUCGUGCCGCAAUCGCAAUUUAACAUGUCGCAGUUUAAUAUGCAAGAAACGCCGCAGCAACAACAACGCGCCAUCGAAGCGAACCGCGAACGACGCGCCAACGAGUUGGCCAUAUAUAUGCAACCGCCGAAUAUGAAUACUGGCCCUGGCGUCACACCCGUAUCGGCAGCUAAUGUGGCCAAUGCCAAAUCCCAGCCUGGCGGCAUUGCAAAGAAAGCCAUCGACAAGCAAUCGCGCAAGGAUCGACGCUGUGCUGGCCUGCGUCAAACGCCAGCGGGCAGUCAAGUAAACACCAAUCAGCAUCAGCAGCCAACAUCCGCAACAGCGGCAGCAGCUCAAGCAGCAGUUGCCGCCGCGGCCGCUGCACAGCAGCAGGCGCAGCUGCAGAAUCAAUUGGCUGUAGCCGCAGCCGCAGCAGCCGUCGUGGAUAAAACCAUUGAAGUAGACUCUGAAACCGAAUCGAAUCAUGAUACAGCUUUAACAUUGGCCUGCGCCGGCGGCCAUGAGGAGCUAGUGGAGCUGCUUAUAAGUCGCGGCGCCAACAUUGAGCAUCGUGACAAAAAGGGCUUCACGCCGUUGAUACUUGCAGCUACUGCUGGCCACGAGAAGGUAGUGGACAUAUUGCUGAAGCACAAUGCCGAACUGGAGGCGCAAUCGGAGCGCACCAAGGAUACACCAUUGUCAUUGGCCUGCUCCGGCGGCCGCUAUGAAGUGGUGGAACUGCUGCUCAGCGUGGGCGCCAACAAGGAACAUCGCAAUGUGUCCGACUAUACACCGCUCAGUCUGGCCGCCAGUGGUGGCUAUGUGAACAUCAUCAAACUACUGCUCAAUCAUGGCGCUGAGAUUAAUUCGCGCACCGGCAGCAAGUUGGGCAUCUCGCCCUUAAUGUUGGCCGCCAUGAAUGGUCAUACGGCAGCUGUGAAGCUGCUGCUGGAUCAGGGCUCAGAUAUAAAUGCACAGAUUGAAACCAAUCGCAACACUGCUUUGACUUUGGCCUGCUUCCAAGGACGUCAUGAGGUAGUUAGUCUACUGCUGGAUCGACGUGCCAAUGUGGAGCAUCGCGCCAAGACCGGACUGACGCCGCUAAUGGAAGCCGCCUCGGGUGGUUACAUAGACGUUGGACGCGUGCUGCUGGACAAGGGCGCCGAUGUAAAUGCAGCGCCUGUGCCCACAUCCCGAGAUACAGCGCUCACCAUAGCUGCGGACAAGGGUCACCAGAAGUUCGUGGAGCUGCUGCUGUCGCGCGGCGCCAGCGUUGAGGUGAAAAACAAAAAGGGCAACUCGCCGCUUUGGCUGGCCGCGCACGGCGGUCACCUCAGCGUAGUGGAGCUGCUUUAUAAUCACAAUGCGGACAUUGACUCGCAGGAUAAUCGACGCGUCUCCUGUCUCAUGGCUGCCUAUCGCAAGGGUCACACCAAAAUUGUCAAGUGGAUGGUGCAGUAUGUGUCCCAGUUUCCCUCCGAUCAGGAGAUGAUACGCUUCAUUGGCACCAUAAGCGACAAGGAGCUGAUUGAGAAGUGCUAUGACUGCAUGAAGAUUCUGCGCUCCGCCAAGGAAGCCCAAGCGGUCAAGGCCAAUAAGAAUGCCUCCAUAUUGCUGGAGGAGCUUGAUCUGGAGCGCACGCGCGAGGAGAGUCGCAAAGCUGCCGCCGCGCGUCGUCGCGAGCGCAAGAAGAAGAAGAAGAUGGAGAAAAAGGAGGAGAAGCGCAGAGCGCAGCAGGGCGGCGAUAAUGAGCAGGCUGGCGAUGAUGACGACGCCAGCGACAAGGAUGAUGAUACGGAUAAGGAUGAUGAUGACGAGGAAGCGCCACGCACACGCGAAGAAGGCGACUCGGGCAUUGAUCAGGGCUCCUGUUCCAGCGGCGACACCAAAGCUGCACGUUCCUCCAACAACGCCACCAAUGAGCUGCUUAACGCCAAUGCUCAGGCUCAGGGCAACAACAAAAAGUCGAAAAAGCAGCAGCAGAAAACCAACAAAGCAGCAACACAGCAGCAGCAAUUGCCAGCGGCAGCAACAGUGCCAGCAGCCAGCGAGCUGUCAACAGCAACAGUUGCCACAACCGCCGCCGCAAGCAGCAAGAGCAGCAGCAGCCUGGCAGCUAAAAAGCAAACCGAAGUAACAGCUGUCAAGUUGCCGCUAGCCAAGGCAAAGAAGGAGGAAGUGCUGCAAACAUCGACGCCUACGCCAGUGAUUGUCAGCAGCAAGAAACCCAGCAAGGAAUCCAGCAGCAGCAGCAACAAGCGUGAGAAAGAAAACUUGGCGCCCAAGGAGGCGACGCAACCAGCGCAAAAGCAACAAGCGGCAAGCUGCGUUAAGCUACAGUCUGUGGGCCAAGAGACAACAACAGCAGCAACUACAACGCUCAGCAACAUUACAGCUGCAACACGCAAGGAAAAUGUUAAACCAACAGCUGCCAGCAGCAACUCAGCAGCUCAAUUGAAGCGCACUGAAGUCGACGGCUGGAAGGAAGUGGUGCGCAAAAGCAGCGCGCAGCAAACAACGACAACAGCAACAGGCGGCGCUGCUGCAUUGCCCUUGGGCGUGGCUGUGGCCAGCAGCGGCAACAGCUACGUUGUGCCCAACAGCAAUUCAAACACAAGCGUUAGCAGCAGCAGCAACAGCGGCAGCAGCGCUGGCAGCAUUGCCACCGCCGCGCAGCUCAGCCAGCAACAUGCAGCAUCAUUGGGCAGCUCAAGCGGCAGCUCCUUGUCGGCAACGGCAGCGCAGGCACCAGAGAUGACUUGCAAGAAGGUGCAGGUGCCAGUGAACGCGAUAUCGCGUGUUAUUGGACGCGCUGGCAGCAACAUCAACGCUAUACGCGCCACCACAGGCGCACACAUCGAAGUGGAAAAACAGGGCAAGAAUCAAUCGGAGCGCAGCAUAACCAUUAAGGGUCUAACUGAUGCCACCAAGCAGGCGCAUAUGCUUAUAUUGUCGCUUAUCAAGGAUCCCGAUGUGGACAUAUUGCAGAUGCUGCCGCGCAUUAACAGCAGCAUCAAAGCGGCAGGAGCAACAGCAGCUGCUGGCGCAGUAGCUGGCAUGUCUAUGGGCACUUGGGAUAAUCGCGCAGCGGCUAAUGUAGCUGCCAACUUUUCAUCUGCAGCCUCUACAACAUCCACAUCGUCCAAUUCAUCGGCUAGCUCCACGCUGGGCGUGGCAAGCAACAAGCAGCAGCAGCAACAACAAACGCUGACAGCAACAGCUGCCAAGUCUCAUGGCACUAGAGCUGCCGCUAGCGUCAAGUCAAGUGCCAGCAAGGCCAGCAGCGCUGGACGCAGUCAAAGCACACGCACCUACAGCGGACAGCAGCAAACUCAGCGCAGUGCUGUAGCCAAUGGACUGAGCAGCGCCAAGAGCAAGCAGGAGAGCGCAACUGCGCUUAAGGCCAGCGCCAGCAGCACUUACAGCAGCAGUCAAAAGAGCGCCACAGCAGCUGCAGCAGCGACAACAGCAACACCAGCUAAGGCAGCAGCAAGCUUUGGCGCCAGAUCGGCAGCAGCAACAAGUUUGUUGCAGUCACCCAAGAAAAUGGAGCCACUUGGUGGCGCUGGACGCAGCAGCGGCGGCGCUGUAGUUGCGCCUUUUGGACGUGGCAAGCCAGUGGCAUCUGCUGCCGCUGCAUCGCAGCUGGGCAGCAACACUAACAACAACAAUACAUUGGCUGGACCAAUUGGCACCUUCAACGUGGCUGAUGUGGUGGCUGUAAAUGCAGCUGCAGCUGCUGCGGCAGCAGCCAGCAACAGCAGCAGCAACAACAACAAUAAUAAUGCGGCUAAGCCACGUGCGGUUACGCCCAUUGCACCGCCCAACAAGCGCAUCAGCUCGCCUACAUUGCAACAGCAGCAGCAGCAGCAAACGCUGCAGCUUAACAACAACCAGCAGCAGCAGCAACAACAGCAGCAAUCGCUGGUUGUCAAUACGAAUGAUUUGCUUGGCGGCGACAGCUUUAGCGCGCAGUUGGCAGCCAGAUUAUCCAGCGCCUACUCGCUGUUUAGCGAUGAGCAGUGGGGCAAGCUGGCCAUUGAUGGCAGCAGCAGCAACGUUGGCGGCCUGGGCGUAACUGCUACUGCUGGUGGCAACAAUGCGCUUUCGAGCAACAACGCCAUGGGCUGUGGCCUGGGCGCACUUGUAGCGGAUGUGCUGCCGCAGGCUGAUGCCUCCAAGGCGCCUGGCUACAAUCGCAACAUACUAAGCUCGCCUGUGGGCAGCUCCAAGGCCUCAUCGAAUCACUCUAGCUCGCCGCCUGUGGGCAAUGCUGCAGUGCUAAUGCAACAGCAGCAGCAACAACAACAACAACAGCAGCAGCAGCAACAAGCUCAAAGUGGACAGCAGAGUGUGCAGCAAGCGUUGAACAUUAUAACCAGCGGCAAUGGCGCUGGCAACAGCGCAGCUAGAUCACCGCUGGUAUCAGAUGCAGCAGCAGCAGCAACUGGCAUUGUCAAUGGCAGCAACCAAGCAGCUGGCAGCGAUGCUGCGCACUCGCCCGGCGUCAUAAAGCCACCAACAGCGCCCAUACAGCGGCCAAUGCAUCCGCUGCAAAUGGCAGGCGCAGCGGACAACUUUAGUGCGUUGGCAGCCAAGGCAGCUAUGCUGGAGCGUGAGCAACAGCAGCAACAACAACAACAGCAGGCAGCGCUGCGCUUAAUCUACGACAAGCAGCAGCCUGCGCCGCCAGCGCCGCUCAACUACAAUAUGGAGCAAAGCACACCCUACAUGGUUGAUGGCAUGGUGCGCAUUAAUGCGCGUGCAGCUGCUGGUUUCCCCGCUGGCAACAACAACAACAAGUCGCCACAGCAGCAACAACAGCAGCAGCAGCCACCAAAUGGCGGUGUAGCCGCAGCUGCAGCACAGUCCAGCGUAUUUGCCAAUCAGCAGGCUAGACAGGCGGAGAAUGUAGCCAGAGCUACAGCCAGUGCAGCUUUGGGUCAACAGCGCUGGUAUGGCGGCGCUUUGGAGUAUCCGCAGUAUAGUGGACGCGAUAUGCUGAGUCUGAUGAACGGCUUUGGCUCACCACCCGCCAUGUCGCCGAAUCACGAUGAUAUACGUAAAAUGCCACGCCCCAUUGGCACAGAGCGUGCUGCCGCCUCCUGGAAAUACAACAGCUUUAACUCUGGUCUCGGCAUGGACGAUAAUACGCUGAGCAAUACGCUGCCACAGCAUUGGUCACAGCUUGAGCCCAAAGCGCAGCCGCCAGGUCUGCAGCAGCAGCAACAGCAGCAGCAGCAACAACAACAGCAGCAGCAGCAACCGCUCAAAUGGCUCAAUCCGUCGCUCUAUAAUAGGCAAUACAACAAUGGUCCUUACCAGCAGCUGCAGCAUGAUCCCAUGAAUGUUUCAAUGGAUUAUCACAAUAUGCAGCAGCAGCAGCAACAACAGCAGCAGCCACCGUCGCAGCAGAUGCAGCAGCAUAUUAACGUUAUGCCGAAUCCUUAUAAUUUUCAGCACUAUGCGCCAGGAGCUGCCGAUGUGAGCGCGCACAUGGCCGACAAGGUGGAGUCGUGGGAACACCACGAUAAGCACCAGCAUCCAUGGGCCAACUACACUACCAACUGGUCAAACUAAUGAUAAUGCAAGGCCAAUAAGAAAAUAAUGAAAGGAGAACGGAGCAUUCACUCAACCACAAAACAAACUGCAACAGAAAUGAACAAAGAGCACGCAAGCGUUAAGCUCUGGCCCCACUUGUUAAUAACUAGACUUAAACUAGGGCAACUAAAAUUUAAAUUUACAGGUAACUCGGAAUUUAGGCCACAGGAUGUUAUUUGAACUUUGAAUUAGUACCCAGACCCAGACAGACACAUACACGAAAGAAAUGAAAAAAGUAGCAGCACACGCAACUGCGUGUACACACACACACCACACACUCAUACGUACACACACACACAUACAAACAAGUCAUGAAGAAAAUAUAUAUAUUAUUUAUUUUAAAUAGAAAUUUGCAUAAUUUUGCUAAUACUUGAAUUGAAGAUCGAAAGAAAUCACGUUUAAAUCUUAAGCUAGUUGGAAAAACAGUCUUAUGAGUGAAAAUGAAUUGAAAUGAAAUUUAGCACAAGCUAAACCAAUUUGCACACACACACAGAAACACACACAACACACAUACACAUAAGCAGUUAUAUUCUUAAAUAUUCAUAUUUAAAUAAUAACUAAUAAAAACGCAACUCAAUGAAUGUUGGAAACUGUAAAAAACAAAAAACAAACAAACAACUAGGUCUGGGGCACUUACUCCUUAUUCUCGAACAUACUUAGGUUGGGUGUGAUGCUUAGUUAGCUUAGUUAGAGCGACAGGCUUGCAGACAAAAUGAAACUACUUAAAAACAGCAGUUGUUAACUAAAUGAAACGAUACACACACACAUACAUACGAACAUAAUAUGUAUAAAGAAGAUAUUUUCUAUUUAAUUUAAAUACGGCCUUGUCUUUAGUUUUCCUUUGUUCACUCUACCUUUUAUGCUGGAAAUGUAGCUAGUAGAAAUUUAAAUUGCUUAAUGAAAUAAACAAUAUAAAAACAGAUUGAAACACACACACACAUUAUAGGUCAAGUAAUCUUUUUAAUAUUCCAUUUAAAAAAAUCUAAAAUUUAAUAAAUGCAUGUCGAGGUAAUAAGCGCUUGCCAAGUUUUAAAGCUUAUCGAACACUACGCUUAGUAAGACUUAGAGAUAGAGCACAACAAGCAUGCAUGACUCUAGCAUAGAACAUCAACUUCAAACUUAGAAAAAAAAACAGCAACUUUAUAAAAAAAAACUACAUUUACUUGAUAUAAACUUGAUGGGGUGACGUCGCCUGUACGUAUGUGGUUAGGAGUAUGCUUUUGUAAAAUGAAAAACUUAUUUAUUUCUCAUAGGCAACAAACCAAGCGUACACAAUACAUACACAUUAAUAUAUAUAUACAUAAAGAUAUAUAUACUGAAACACACAUACAUACAUAAGC
Messenger RNA from Drosophila busckii, 13244 nucleotides. It is a transcript of the gene mask, whose product is annotated as ankyrin repeat and KH domain-containing protein mask. Gene Ontology annotation, cellular component: cytoplasm. Gene Ontology annotation, biological process: innate immune response. The transcript has 17 exons. Gene Ontology annotation, molecular function: protein binding; RNA binding. NCBI's taxonomy places the organism in Eukaryota, Metazoa, Arthropoda, Insecta, Diptera, Drosophilidae. The record is from RefSeq and is a predicted model, not a curated record. Bases 220 to 11883 code for a protein of 3887 amino acids.